AUGAACAAUCCACCGACCUAUAAACACUUCCUUAUUUCCGAACCCUUUGAUUUUGUCCGGCAUGUGCAGAUCAAUCGACCAGGCAAACUCAAUAGCUUUCAUCAACCCAUGUGGAUUGAGCUACGCCAGAUCUUUGAGCAGUUAUCACUGGAUCCCAAUGUGCGCACUAUUCUUCUAAGCGGUACGGGUGAAAGGGCUUUUACGACAGGUCUUGAUGUACAAGCGGCAGCUCAAAGCAGUGUCUUAGGGCAGAGCGAGACAAUAGACGGAGCGCGCCGAGCGCUGUUUAUUCGUCGGCAUAUUGCUGAAUUUCAGGACUGUAUUUCCACGUUGGAAAAGUGCGAGAAACCUGUCAUUUGCGUUAUGCACGGUUUCACGUACGGCCUAGGAAUGGAUAUCUGUACCUGUGCAGACAUUCGUAUCUGCAGCGCUGAUGUUAAAUUCGCCGUUAAAGAAGUCGAUAUUGGUUUAGCCGCAGACAUUGGGACCCUGACGCGGUUACCGAAGGUAGUGGGCAACUUUGGGUGGGUAAAAGACGUAUCACUAACAGCUCGAACAUUUGGCGCAGACGAAGCCUACCGAGUUGGCUUUGUGAGUCAUGUACGGGAGACCAAGGCACAGUGUAUCGAGAUGGCUUUAGAGCUCGCUGUUCUAUUAGCUUCUAAAAGUCCUGUCGCUGUACAAGGGACUAAAGAGCUACUAAACCAUGCAAGAGACCAUAGUGUUGCGGAUAGUCUACGCUAUACAGGACUAUGGAACUCGGCUGCACUACAAACAUCAGACGUAGAAAGGGCGCUAUUGUCGGGCAUGAAUAAGACGAGACCUACAUUCGAAAAAUUAUGA
Molecule: messenger RNA, 843 nt
Organism: Blumeria graminis f. sp. triticale
Lineage: Eukaryota; Fungi; Ascomycota; Leotiomycetes; Helotiales; Erysiphaceae
Source: the annotation of a GenBank genome assembly